AUGUCACGCUCAGAGCAGAUUGUAAAGACCGCUGAGUCUAAACUCUUCCCCGGCGCUGUUCUAGUGCUCACUAAAUUUGUCUACACAGGCUACUCGUACAGAUCGUUCCUGACCGGUGCACUGCUUGCAUAUUAUGGAGACUUCAGCGAUGGUGCUAUCCAAACCGACUUCGUCCUCAACCUGUAUUCUGCCUUCUCCUUUGGCUGGCAGUACGAAGCGAGGAACGACCCCAUCAAAUUCGCAGGUCGCGGAAAUGGAUACAUCGUUAUCGGCACAGAAAGUAGCCUGCAGCGGGGUUUCUUCAGUAAUCAAGGUCUUCUGGAUCCCGACAUGCUCAAGCAUGGAAAUGAGAUCCUGCAGCCUGCCACGGUCGGGGAAUUUAGGUCCACUUUCAAGGUCACCGGAUUGCCUGCGUUGAAAUUUGUGGGGCUCAUGUAG
This is a messenger RNA of Rhinocladiella mackenziei CBS 650.93, 438 nucleotides long. RefSeq lists its product as uncharacterized. The record is from RefSeq and is a predicted model, not a curated record. The transcript has 2 exons. NCBI's taxonomy places the organism in Eukaryota, Fungi, Ascomycota, Eurotiomycetes, Chaetothyriales, Herpotrichiellaceae. Bases 1 to 438 code for a protein of 145 amino acids.